CCGCCCCCUACUCCCCUUCCUUGCCCCGGACUGGGCGGCCUCCAAGGCCCGGACCCCCUGAGCAGGCGGACCUUGGAGAGGAGGCCGGGAGCGGGAGCUGUCCCGAGCUGUCCGAGGCUGGGAGCCCUCCUCGCCCUCCGGCAGCUCCCCCUCUGCCCGUCCUCUGGAUCCCGGCCCAGGCGGAGCCGGUGGCGUUGCCAGAGGCAGAGGCAGAGGCAGAGGCAGCGGCGAAGGUCCACGGGGACCGCCGCGGAGCUGACCCUUGGCCCCCGGCCCUCCCGGCCAUCUCCGCUUUUCCUCCCGUCACCUGACCCCGGAGGGGGCUAUCUGGCGGAGAGGCAGCAUUAGGGACACCCGGGGGCGGACAUCGUCCGUCUGGUCGGGCCGCAGCCACUCGGACGCCGGGGUCCCCGAGAGCCAGCAGGCGCCUUCUGAUGGAAGACUUAGCCCGGGCCGAGCCCCGGCUCCGCCGCUGAGAUGGGGAACAAGCAGACGAUCUUCACUGACGAGCAGCUGGACAAUUACCAGGACUGUUCCUUCUUCAAUCGGAAUGACAUCCUCAAGUUGCAUGCCCGGUACUACGAGCUAGCGCCCAACAUCGUGCCCAUGGACUACCGAAAGAACCCUAUUGUCACCGUGCCCAUGUCGGUCAUCAUACAAAUGCCGGAGUUCAAGGAGAAUCCUUUCAAGGAGAGAAUUGUGGCAUCUUUCUCUGAAGAUGGUGAGGGGAAUCUCACCUUCAAUGACUUUGUGGAUAUGUUUUCAGUCCUCUGUGAGUCGGCGCCCAGGGAACUCAAAGCAAGCUAUGCCUUUAAGAUCUAUGAUUUCAAUAAUGACAACUUCAUCUGCAAGAAAGACUUGGAGAUGACCUUGGCCCGGCUGACUAAGUCAGAACUGGAGGAGGAAGAGGUGGUUCUGGUGUGCGAUAAGGUCAUUGAGGAGGCGGAUCUGGAUGGAGAUGGGAAACUCAGCUAUGCAGACUUUGAAGACAUGAUUGCUAAGUCCCCUGACUUUUUGAGCACUUUCCACAUUCGGAUCUGAAGCUACCCAGAAGACCACUAGAGAUGACAUCAGCUCAGCCCUGGCGCCUCUAUGAGGUCCCCAACACUCUCUCUUUGAGUAAAGGGUUUCUCCAGGUUCCCGUUAUCAAUGGAAGAUGUGCUUUCCUGUGAUUUUAUACCUGUGAAAAUUUAUUAUGGCCCUAUCAGCAAAAACAAACAAACAAAAACAAUACCCAAAACUUAAUACCAGAAAAGUAACCAUAACCAACUCACCUCCUGGGAGACUCCCAAAGAUCUCAUGCUCUGACAGCUUUUCUCCCCAUAUGGAAUACUCUCAGUCAAUAGGAUGCUGGGACUAGUAAUGAUCUCUAGCCAGUUUUUGUGACUUCGGCUGUCCAUCUCCUGUCUGGGAGGUAUGGGGGAAACGGGGUCACAAGCAGGGGCCCAUAUUUGAUUCCUGGCCUAAAGUUUGCUCCAUUGGCUCCACAGUGGAGAUCAGUCUGGGUCUAAAUCUCUCCUGCCUUGGGAAAUGAGGCUUCAGACAUGAUAGCAGCUAUAACUUUUCCUUCUCAAACCUCUUUAAAAAAACAAGAAGAAAGGUAAAAAUUAUCCUUUAAAAAAAGGGAAAUUCACUUAAUUGAAGGAUCGUGAGAUUUCUGAAAAGCAUGAGAGUGAGCACAAAAAGAAAAGAGAGGGAUGAAGUUUUGAAUCAGCUAUGCAAUAUCUCUCAUCAAAUGCCUGUAUUCAGUUCUGCCUUUCUCCCUGUUCCACCAGACACUGUGUUACCCGCUGUCCGGGCCUGGCCUGGGACCCACUGCCGCUUGCCUCUGGCAGUCAAAGGAAGGGCUCUGUCACUCUCACUGCAUCCCUCUUUUCCUCAUUAAAUAUUCUGAUGGAUUUUGACCAUAGCUAAAGAGUAUGUAAACCUUGGCUCCAUUAUUCAUUCACUCAGACAAUCAUCAAGUGCCGACUAAAUUCCUACAUUGGACUAGGUACUGGGUGGGGAUAAAAGGAUAAAAUAGGAGUUUACAUUCUAUUGGGGAAGACAGCCUGUGUGUAUAUAAAAAAUAAAUAUCAA
Sarcophilus harrisii (Tasmanian devil) is the source of this 2079-nucleotide messenger RNA. It is a transcript of the gene CIB2, whose product is annotated as calcium and integrin binding family member 2. The transcript is spliced from 6 exons. Gene Ontology annotation, molecular function: calcium ion binding. The coding region runs from base 478 to 1041 and encodes 187 amino acids. The record is from RefSeq and is a predicted model, not a curated record. NCBI's taxonomy places the organism in Eukaryota, Metazoa, Chordata, Mammalia, Dasyuromorphia, Dasyuridae.